Messenger RNA from Ictidomys tridecemlineatus (thirteen-lined ground squirrel), 2152 nucleotides. It is a transcript of the gene Agmat, whose product is annotated as agmatinase (putative). NCBI's taxonomy places the organism in Eukaryota, Metazoa, Chordata, Mammalia, Rodentia, Sciuridae. The record is from RefSeq and is a predicted model, not a curated record. Gene Ontology annotation, molecular function: metal ion binding; agmatinase activity.
AAAAUGAUACUCGGAACGGGAGAAGAGCCUGCCAGAGGCCAGGUGCGGGGGGACGCAGGGCGCAGCUGGGGCAGGAACGGUGGCGGGAGCUGGGAGCCCUGCUGGCUGUUUACCGACGGAGCCGGAGGCUGAAGUUCAGCCUGCGCUGGGGGCAGAGACGCUGGUCCCGAGGCCCUCCCCCGCCUUCGAUCCGCAGGGCGCCCUGUCCUUUGAGCCCGGCGGCUCCCUCCGGGCUGGCACUCUCGCCUUGCGGGCUCGUGGGACCCUUCGGGUGCACUCUGGUCCCGUGGCCUCGCGGGCUCGGAAGCGGGCGGGCGACAUGCUGCGUCUGCUGGCGUCCCGCUGCACCCGGGGCCUGGGGUCCAGCGUGCCUGCGCGUCCUGCCACCGGGCUCUGCCUCCUAGGGCGCAGCCCGAGCCGCCGGGCCUCCGACAUGCCCCGGAACCACCCGCCCAGCUCCGAGUUCGUGGCCCGGUCGGUGGGCAUCUGCUCCAUGAUGCGCCUGCCCGUGCAGACCUCCCCGGAGGGGCUGGACGCUGCCUUCAUUGGGGUGCCCCUGGACAUUGGGACCUCCAACCGGCCCGGUGCCAGAUUCGGGCCCCGACGCAUCCGGGAAGAAUCUGUGAUGCUCCGGACAGUCAAUCCUAGCUUGGGGGCCUUGCCCUUCCAGUCCCUCAUGGUAGCUGACCUGGGCGAUGUGAAUGUCAAUCUUUACAACCUUCAGGACAGCUGCCGGCUAAUUCAAGAAGCCUAUCAGAAAAUAGUAGCAGCUGGUUGUGUUCCUCUGACCUUGGGUGGAGAUCACACAAUCACGUAUCCCAUAUUGCAAGCACUGGCAAAAAAGUAUGGCCCUGUGGGGCUGCUGCAUGUGGACGCCCACCUGGACACAGCCGACAAGGCCCUGGGGGAGAAGCUCUACCAUGGGACACCCUUCCGGCGGUGCGUGGAGGAGGGGCUCCUGGACUGUCAGCGGGUGGUGCAGAUUGGCAUCCGGGGCUCUUCCAUGACCCUGGAUCCCUACAGAUACAACAGGAACCAGGGCUUCCGUGUGGUCCUGGCUGAAGACUGCUGGAUGAAGUCGCUGGUCCCUCUGAUGGCGGAGGUCCGGCAACAGAUGGGAGGCAAACCCCUUUACAUCAGCUUUGAUAUUGACGCCCUGGAUCCUGCCUAUGCCCCGGGGACAGGGACGCCUGAAAUUGCUGGUCUCACCCCUAGUCAGGCUCUGGAGAUCAUCCGGGGCUGUCAGGGCCUAAACGUGGUGGGCUGUGAUCUUGUGGAGGUUUCCCCGCUGUACGAUCUCUCUGGGAACACAGCUCUCCUGGCGGCUAACCUGCUGUUUGAGAUGCUGUGUGUUCUCCCUAAAGUGGCAACUGCCUGAACCUUGUCUCUUCUGGACAAAAUGGAUGCACUACCAACCACUCCUCAGGAGCUUACUAGCGAGCAGUACUGAAGAGGGUAGGCCAGGACAGCUUGCUGCUCAGAGUCACUGGUGGCUAUAGAACAAGGACAUUCAGAAUUCUAACCCAAACACAUUUCUAAGGGUUUCAAUUGACUUUAAAAACUGAGGCAUUUGACACUGCUUAGGUUUUUUUUUUUUUUUCUUUGAUGAAAGAUGGAGGAGAACUUCACUCAAGGUCAUCUAAAAAUGGGAUGAAGGAAUAAAAAAAAUUAUGAAAGGAUAGUGUACAAAGACUCCACAUUUCUAUACUCUUCCUUUAAGAUAGAGCUCCUUUGAGGAGCUCAGAGCUGCAUCUUGGUUUAUUUCUUUAUUUGCGGUGCUGUGACUGAACUCGGCCUCACUCAUGCCAUCGCUGAGCCACAUUCCCAGCCCCCACAUCUUGGUUUCAGGAUCACUGAAAACAUAAAUGAUCUUUGAAGAAAACAACAUGCAGUUCCUAAUAAAGAAAUGUCCCCAGAAGCCCAGAUAGCAUCAGCUGAGCCCUUGAUGGACCUUCUAAUCCACUCUCUAGGAGACUCAAUUUUGCAUUAUUUACUUUAAGCCAACACACUCUCCUGGCCAGCAGUUCCUGAAAUCUGCAGCUGGGCUGUGCUGAUCCCAAGUGUUGCUGAGAGAAACUUCAAGAUAAUCAUCUUGCAGUUCAAGAGCUACCCACAGUAAUCACACAUUAAAAUAGUUUAUUUGUUUCCAGUC